AUGGCGGCGGGAUCGCGCGCCCUUUUUCUGGGGAUGGACGGCGGCGCAUCUUCCACCUCCGCCGUCCUCCUCGACCUCUCGCGCGCAAACGCCGCUGCGCCCGCGGAGGCGGAAGGAAUGGCGGAAGAAAUGGCGGAAGGCAUGGCGGAAGCUGGUGGACCGGCGGAGCUGACGGCGGAUGAGGCUAUUGCGCACAGUGCCCUGCAAGCAGCGAUGGAGGGGGCGUUGUUCUCAAGACAGGCUAGUGCGCGCAGUGCGCUGCAAGCAGCGAUGGAGGGGGCGCUGGGGGCGGCGGGGGUAGCGGCGGGGGAGGUGGCGGGGGUGUGUGUGGGGAUGGCGGGGGUGGAUAGACCCGCGGACAUGCAGCUGGUGCGCUCAUGGUUCAGCCCCAUAUUCCCCCACCUCCCGCCCUCCCGCCUGCUGAUCCGCAACGACGCUCUAGUCGCGUUCGCCAGUGCCACUCUCGGGGUCAUUCCCGCUGCCGCUGCCACCACCGCCACCGGCACUCUCCCUGACGAGACCGAGGAGAGCAGGCGCAGAGGGAGAGGGGACGGCAGAGGGGGACGAGGCAGAGGAGGAGGAAGUGGAGGAGCAGCAGCGGAAGGGAGUGUGGAUGGGUCGGGUGGUGGGGUGGUGGUGAUUUCAGGCACGGGAACGAUUGCGUACGGGAUAGCAGCAGACGGCAGGGAGGCACGGGCGUCAGGAGGGGGACCUCUCCUGGGGGACAAGGGGAGUGGGUAUGCAAUGAGCUGUGAGGCGUUGGCUGCUGUGCUGCGUGCAUGGGAUGGGCGCGGGCGCGUGACGGCUCUGACAGAGGCCGUGCUGGGGCAUGCGGGGCUGGGGAGUCCCAGCGAGCUUAUCAGCUGGGCCUAUUCUGACCCAGCAUGGGCGCGCAUAGCAGCGCUCUUCCCCUGUGUGCGUGGAUGUGCAGCAGCGGGCGAUGCAGCAGCCAUGGCUGUCAUUACAGAUGGAGUGGAGGAGAUGGCGCUUUCUGCUCAUGCUGUUGCCUGCCGACUCGGCUUCCCAGAGUCGCGCCAACCGUUCCUUAUAGUCACAGCAGGCGGUGUGCUCACUGACAGUUCGCCGCCCAACAUCCCGCGCAUGUUUGACCACCAAAUCCGCAUGCUACUGCCCUCUGCUGUCGUCAAGCCGCCCCAG
Messenger RNA from Closterium sp. Naga37s-1, 1158 nucleotides. NCBI's taxonomy places the organism in Eukaryota, Viridiplantae, Streptophyta, Zygnematophyceae, Desmidiales, Closteriaceae. The record is from the annotation of a GenBank genome assembly.